AUGCCAGCAGGUAGAACUGUCUCUGACCGCCGCACUGAGAUCAUUCAGACCGAGAACCACCCGCUGGAUAGGCUUCGCAAAUUCCUCAGCCAUGAACCUCGCGGACAUGCUGACAUGUACGGGGGCUUUAUCACGCCGCCGGACGACAAGGGUGCGCAUUUCGGCGUGCUGUUCUGGCAUACAAGCGGCUUCUCAACGGCAUGUGGUCAUGGCACCAUCGCCCUAGGGUACUGGGCUGUAUCUAAAGGUCUUGUCGAGGUCCCAGAGAAUGGAGCUGUGGAGGUGGUGGUUGAUGUUCCGUCGGGCCGUGUGUCAGCGUCUGUUACUGUGAGGCACGGCAAGCCAGUGCAUGCGGACUUUAUCAAUAUCUCGAGUUAUCAGAUAGCGAGAGGGUUAUCUGUUAAGAUCCCUUCUCGUGAUGAGGAGAUUCGUGUUGAUCUGGCUUUCGCCGGCGCUGUGAUGGCCUCGGUGAAUGCUGCUGAACUGGGACUCGAGGUCAAGCCAAGUAAUGCGGAUACAUUCAUCAAACUUCAGCGAGAAAUAAAAGCAGCCCUUGGUGAUAGGGCAACUUAUCUCGAUUAUGAGCUAUACGCAGUCAUCUUUUUCGAGGAGGAAAGAGACCACCCAGAUUAUCAGAAGUUAAUCGUCCAGAGAAGCGCUACCGUUUACGGCGAUGGCCAGAUUGACCGGUCUCCUUGUGGUUCUGGAACUUGUGCGAGAAUUGCUACCCUAUUUGGAGACGGUCAGCUUCGAGAGAACCUGAAACUUUUACAUCACUCCAUUAUCGGGUCGGCCUUUGAGGCUCAGAUAGAGUCCUUGAGGACUUGCCCUGUCCCGGGCUUUGAUUCCUGUGUGGUGCGUGUCAGAGGCCAGGCGCAUCUCGUUGCGCAGUCGCGAUUUUUUAUUAAUGAGGAAGAUCCUCUUUCUCCGGGAUUUAUCUUGCGUUAG
Molecule: messenger RNA, 948 nt
Organism: Aspergillus niger
Lineage: Eukaryota; Fungi; Ascomycota; Eurotiomycetes; Eurotiales; Aspergillaceae
Exons: 1
Coding region: 1-948 (315 amino acids)
Molecular function (GO): hydro-lyase activity
Source: RefSeq, a predicted model, not a curated record